ACUCCUGGUUUUAUUUGAUUUAGUUGCAGUAUUAGGGAAAACCUUUGGCUGUACAGGCCUUUAAGAAAAGACAGAGGAUAAUCUAUUUAAGGAUCCUCAGAAUGAGAGAUCUACAUUUUUCUCCAUAGUAUUUGAAGUCUUUACCUGGCUGUACACUCAGAAAGAUUCUGCCCAAACUCUUAACUUUUACAUAAUUUAAUUACAUGUAAAUUUCCCGAGUAAUUUUGUUAAAUAUUUGGCGUGUAAAAUGUUACAUUUAAUGGAAUCUGGUCAAAUUAAAUUAAUUGUGCUGCUGUGUUGGUGACGCAGUUGGACGGGAUGUACGCCUGAGCAGAUUAGCGCUUGACCUGCAGGAUUUGUUGCUGGAGACGCACCUGAUUCACGGGAAGUAGAAAGAAUGAUCUGGAUUUAAAUUUACCGUGACCAAAGCGAAGCCAUGGCAGGUUUUAUGCAUUGCAUUUUUCGGGGAGUUUUUUGGGCAUUUCUCAUCUGAGAUCUGAUGAUGUGCGAUAUUCCUGCUGCCAGCGGAAACGUGUAAUCCCUCCCAGAUUACGGCGCACUGAUGGAUUGCGUCCUGUCGUCCAGUAGGCUGGCACUAGGGCCUAGCCAAACGAAUCCAACCGGUAUGCCUGCAUCCUGACUGCUGAGGUGAAACCACUCAGGGCAGGUCAUUCUGUAGGCACCUGCGUCCCCGUCGGUGCCAAAGACGAUGAGGAGAGCUGUACUCAAAGAAGCCGCCAAGCGAUUCCCCUGGCUGGCUAAUGUCACCUUGUACGGAUGCUUAUUCGCCGGCGGUGACCUAGUCCACCAGCUCAUCGCUCAGAAGGAGCACAUGGACUGGAAACACACUCGCAAUGUCGCCAUCGUGGCAAUCAGCUUCCAGGGAAACUUUAACUACUUCUGGCUACGCGCCCUGGAGAGGCGCUUCCCUGGAAAGUCCGCCGGGAUGGUUUUCCGCAAACUGCUGCUGGACCAAAGCUUCGCGUCGCCUUUGGCCACCAGUGUCUUCUACACCGGGGUGAGCUUCUUGGAGGGAAAGGAGGACGUCUUUGAGGACUGGAGGGAGAAGUUCUUCAACACCUGGAAGACUGGACUCAUGUACUGGCCAUUCAUGCAGUUCCUCAACUUCGUCCUGAUGCCGUUGUACAUGCGGACUGCCUUCAUGGGCUGCUGCGCCUUCCUCUGGGCCACCUUCCUGUGCUUCUCUCGGCAGAACGGCGAUGGCACGGCCGGAGUGGCUUUUGCGUUCAUCAUGGACCCACGUAAAACUCUGGAGGAGAUGCGUGAGGCCCGGCUGGCCCGGAAGAAGCAAAAGACCCAACGGGAAAACUAAAGCGAGGAGGAAGGAAUGGAAGAGGAAGCCGCUUCAGUCAUUCAGGUUGUUGAGCCGUGGAGGAAAGACCGAGAGUUCGUUACCUCCACUUAAACCAGCACGAUGAGAGCUGAGGAGCGAAUGAAAGCAAAAUCACUGAAUACUCUCACUGUCUGUCACAAGGUUUGACUGAUGUGGAUUUUGAAGGCGAGUUUUUAAAUUAAGGGCAUUGAUUGACAGGCAGGAGUCUGUCAAGGAAGUUUAUGAGUCCAGCGUGUUUUAUUGAUUCUUUUUAUGGCGAUGAACGUUUUUAGGAUUUAUGAAAAUAUGAUGUUGUUUGCGUACCAAUUUAAAGGCUCUCACAGCUACAGGAGAAUCUUCUAAAGCUACACAUUAAUGCAGUACUCCAGCUGGUACCCAGAACUCUUUAGUCAGUUUUGGUUAGAUCAGUCUGGUAACAUCCACAAGGGUCAGCCUCAGGGUUCAGUAAGCGUCCGUCCUUUUUCAUGCAUUUUUAAUCUUUUUGGAGCAACCAUAGGUAAAAGUCCCGCAGCUCUGCUCACUUUUCUUUAAACCCUCUCCCUUAUUUUGCAUCUUUAUAUAAAGCAAUGGUAAAUCAUACGAUUUAGCUGUGCACAAGCGACAACAUGAAGCUUGUCCUUCAUUUCUCGUUGCAAAGGUUCAUUCGGUGUGAAAACUUGUUAUUAUAUUUACUUCGAGUACACUGUGAGUCAAGGUCAGGUCAUUAAACUGGUUCCUGCUCAGGCAAGCAUGAAGGCUCAUUUAAACUCAUUAGAUCAGGUUAUUUAAUGUGUAGCUGAGACUUUUUUUGGGUCAAAUGAGGCUGCUGGUCGUCACCAUUCAACCUCAGGGAGCUUAGAAACACACCAAGAAGCUGCUGAGAUGCACUAUACUGCCAAAAGUAUUUGCUCUUCUUCCUUCCUUUGACCAUUCAUCCACAAGCACCUUUGUGAGGUCAGACACUGAUGUUGGAUGAGAAGGCCUGCCUCACAGACUCGGCUCUAAUUCACCCCAAAUGUCUCUUAUCAGGUUGAGGUCAGGACUCUGCAGGCCAGUCAAGUUCUUCCACACCAAACUGACUCAUUCACGUCUUUAUGGACCCUGCUUUGUGCACUGGUGUGCAGUCAUGUUGGAACAGGAAGGAGCCAUCCCCAAACUGUUCCCACAACAUUGGGAACAUGAAAAUGUCCAAAAUGUCUUGGUAUGCUGAAGCAUGAAGAAUUCCUUCCAUUGGAACUGAGGGCCAAGCUCAGCUCCUGAAAACAACCCCACACCAUAAUCCCCGCUCCACCAAACUUUACACUUGGCGCAAUACAGUGAGAGAAGUACUGUUGUCCUGGCAACCACCAAACCCAGACUCGUCCAUCAGAUUGCCAGAUGGAGAAGUUUGAUUCAUCACUUCAGAGAACACAUCUCUGCUGCUCUAGAUGCUUUACACACUGCAUCUGACCCUUUGCAUUGCACUUGGUGAUGCAAGGCUUGGUUGCCAUGGAAACCAGCGAUCAACCUCUGCUCACUAUGCACCUCUGCAUCCGCUGACCUGUGAUUUCAGGUCGGUCUACCUCUUUGUAGCUGAGUUGCUCUCUUUCUCACUCACUUCCACGUUUCUUUUUUAUAAAACCACUAACAGCUGACUGUGGAAUAUUUAGUAGCGAAGAUAUUUCAUGCCUGGUCUUGUUGCACAGGUGGCAUCCUAUCACGGUACCACGGUGAAAUUCACCGAGCUCCUGAGAGCGACUCAUCCUCUCACUAAUGCUUGUAGAAGCAGUCUGCAUGUCUAGGUGCUUGGCUGUACACGCCUGUGCUCAUGGAAGUGAUGCAACGCCUGAAUUCAAUGAUCUGGAUGGGUGAGUGAACACUUUUGGCAAUAUAGUCUAUUUUUGCUCUGGACCAAAGUGAAGCAAACAGCGAUGAAUCAGCACUAAAGCAGCUGCAGGGCUAAAGCUGAACAGCAGAUGUUUGCAGCUGUGGUGACGUCUCGACUUCAAACAUCGCAGGUUUCACUUGAAAUAAACGGGGACGUUUUAUCUGACAUAUCGAGCCACAGCUACUGGUUCCUGAUCUGAUCUGAGCCUGCAGCUCAGCGGAGCUCCUGAGACCAGUUUCAAGGGCUGAUAUUUCUGCUUUAUACCAGUCGUGCCUUUUUCUGUUGACAACAAGUCUGCAGAUGUGUUUGGCUGACUGGUGACUGCCAUCAGUUACAAUCAAUGCUACGAAAGAUGUGUGUUGCUGUAUAUUUAUGUGUGUAUGUACAAUUAAAAACGUAGUUGCGCUGGGAUGCACUGACGUAUCUGCAGGAUAAAAACUCAGAAAGGUUCACUCUGUGUGAUUGUGCUCAGUAAAUGUCAAAGUAAUCAAACUUGAGAAUUUAAAAGAAUACCCGCUAAUGCCACUAGAUAAGUAAUAUUAAAAAUAAAUAUACAUGAAGGAUCGAGCAGGCAGGUGAGCAGUUAGACAGUAAAGAUAGAUGACUGUCAGUUACUUGCAUCAGGUGGCUUAGAAAUGUGGUGGGGACCUUUUUAAAGGAGGCAGUUGAGAUGGUUUGGGCAUCCAGCUAGAAUGUGUCCUGGGCACCUCCUUUUGGCCGAUUUCAGGACACACCCAACUGGGAUGAGACCCUGGCCUAGACCUAGACCUUCUUGGAGAGAUUAUAUAGCUCAUUUGGUCUAAGAACACCUGGCCUGGGCAGCCUGCUGCUAGUUGGACACAACUUUGGAUUGGUGGGAGAUCAUAAAUGGAUUGAUGCACAAGUAGAAUUACAGAUGUUUCCUCCUUACCUCCUCCCUUCCUGCCCCUACAAGCGUGCAAACGUAACCUAAACCUCACGUUUAUGUGGAGAAGAAGCGACUGACCUGAUGUCCUGUUUCCUGAGAUGCGGUGUUACCAGAAAACAUCUGUAUCAAUACAGAUACACAAGAAGAAGAGUUAGACCAUUACUAGAAGGUUACUUUACUUCACUGAAGGCCUGGAGGGAACCCAGAGGGCUCAUUAUAAGUUAUUAGAGCAGGAUACGUAUCAGUGCAUCCCACUUCUGCUGUGUUUGGUAGUUUGAAAUGUGAAGUUACAACAUUUGAAUCCUGUUCUGUUACUUGAACCAUCCAAUACAGGUGAGUGACAAAUUAAAGGAAAAGUAAAGUGCUGAACCAAAAUCUCCCACCUGUGGUCAGCUGGGUUGAGAUCAUGUGACUGUGAAGGCCAGAGCUAGUGAUGAAUGUCAUCUUCAUCCCAACGCCCUGCUAGGCCCCGAAACAGCAGAGGGAAGCGUUCCUUCACAGGAUGAAGCAGGAGGCAGCGAGCCUUCCCUCGCAGGUUUCACUGGUUUUUAUUUAAUUUGUCACUGUUCUGUAUUUUGCCAUCAGCCCAGAAACCUUACUGUGUUCACAUCACUUACCUGAGUUACACGAGUUUAGAUUUACUGAUUCUGUAAGACUUUUGGUUUUGGUGUUAUCAGAUGAGAUCAUGUAUCAAAUGAAAAACAGCCCUUCAGUGGAUAAACCUAGAAAUCCUGUUUUCCAUGUUUAGAACAUUAAACCUCAACAAAUGUUCAUUUAUUUUGCAAAGUGGUUUAUAAAAGUUAUCACUAGGAUCUUACAGCGACUAGUUUACAGCAGCUGUGAUGACCUCAGCUGUUCUGUUGUUCCAUCACUUUAAUAUUUUCACAACGAGGCCACGUCUUUGUGCGUCCUUUUGACACGUGUUCACAGAGUAAACCUGACACCAAUAAACCGGUCAAACAGCUCUCUCCUGUUGUCUCCAGUGGACGGGGUUAUUGUCCUGAUUCGAAUGAGAUGCGAUGGGAAAAUUGUGUCCCAG
Maylandia zebra (zebra mbuna) is the source of this 5146-nucleotide messenger RNA. RefSeq names its product MPV17 mitochondrial membrane protein like (gene mpv17l). The record is from RefSeq and is a predicted model, not a curated record. Gene Ontology annotation, biological process: mitochondrial ribosome assembly. Lineage: Eukaryota; Metazoa; Chordata; Actinopteri; Cichliformes; Cichlidae. Gene Ontology annotation, cellular component: membrane; mitochondrion; cytoplasm.